AUGUUUGGUCGUCGAUCAUUGGACCCAUUACUUGAUAAUUUUGACCCAGAGAUCGAACGGACCUUUAGAGCUAAUAGAGCAGCCUCUCGUCACCCUUGGCCUUCACCCACUUCACUUGUUAGAAUGGCUGAAAGAAUAGAGGCUGAGGUUCCACCUGCGAUCGGAGAGUACUUUCUCCCAUCCGCAUACACCUCACCAUCAUGCAUAGCAUUGCCUACCACUGCCUCAACACAAUUUGAAAUCAAGUCCAGUUUGUUACAAACACUUCCAUCAUUCUAUGGACUUGAUAAUGAGGACCCAUAUCGGCAUUUAGGGGACUUCGAAGAGAUUUGCUCCACCGUUAAAAUUCAGCACUUCACUGAUAAUGCCCUUAGGUUGAAGUUAUUCCCAUUCUCACUUAAAGAUAAAGCCAAAUAUUGGCUUAAUACUUUGAGUGGCCUUCAUGAGGUGGGCCGCUCUGAUGAUCUUUCCUAUAAGGUAGAUGCAUUGACCCGCAAGUUUGACACUUUCUUAUCUUUGGGUCAUGGUCCUUCACAUUCUUCACCUCCUGCUGCUGUUGCGGAGGUAUGUCAAUUGUGCUCCAGUCCGUGCCAUCAAAUAAAUGAGUGCCACAUGGCAUCUCAAUUCCCAGAAUUUCUUCAAGAGCACGUGAACGCGGCCCAGGGGUUUGGUAGGCCUGCAAAUGACCCCUAUUCUCAUACUUACAACCCCGGCUGGAAGAAGCAUCCCAACUUUGGAUGGCGACAGCCAGACCAAGGGCAACCAUUUGCCCAACCUAUGAGGCCUUCAUUUCCUAAUACUUCCAACACACAGGCCUAUUGUCCACCACCUGCACCACCCCAAUACCAACAACCUCCUGCUCCUCCUGCGUCCUCCCAAAGGACACCAGCUUUUGAGGAUCAAAUGUUGAAGGCCAUGGCUGAAAUGAGAGCCGAUUGCCAACAAAUGAAAGCUGACUCUCAAUUGCUUUACUCCCACUCUCAAUCCAUUGCCAAGAUGGAAACCCAAGUGGGUCAGCUAGCUAAUGCUCUUAACCAGCGGGAUGAGGGUAGAUUACCAAGUCAGCCAGUGGCCAACCCACGAGGGAUGCACCAUAUUGACAAUUCGCAAGGUCAUGAACAAGCGAAAUUAGUUGUCACCCUCAGAAAUGGGAGAGAUGUAGAGACCCGACCGGAAAAGGUCAAAGCGAAGGAGAAAGUGUCUCCACCUGUCGCUGAGAGGUCUAGGGUUGAUAAGAGGUCUAAGGAGAAGGAGACCGAUCCAGUGUCUACAGUUGUUUCGGGGUCAUCUGAGACCCCAUCUUAUAUUCCUAAGGCACCUUUCCCGAUUUGCCUGAAUGCACCUUCACCCUUUCACAAGAAGGGAGUAUCCACUGAUAAUAUUAUGGAGGUGUUCAAGCAAGUUAAGAUGAACAUCCCAUUGCUCGAUGCCAUUGAGCAAAUCCCAUCUUAUGCCAAGUUCCUCAAGGACUUGUGCACUCACAAGCGGAAAGCGCGAGCCAAGUUUUUAGAGCCCAUCCCCAUUCCUCACCAAGUUAGCUCUGUUCUUCAAUCUAACACUGCCCCCAAGCUUGCUGAUCCUGGUGUGCCCACAAUCUCUUGUGUCAUAGGCAAUCACUUUAUUAGUAGGGCACUCUUAGAUUUAGGGGCAAGUGUCAAUCUUUUACCGUACUCUGUGUACGAGGAGUUGGGGCUUGGUGAGUUGAAGCCCACAUCGGUUACUCUGCAGUUGGCCGAUCGUUCUGUGAAAGCCCCACGGGGCAUGUUAGAGGAUGUCCUCGUCAAGGUGAAUAAUUUCUACUUUCCUACUGAUUUCAUUGUCCUUGACACAGAGCCAGUCCACCCCACAGCCCUUAAAUCUCAAACGCCUGUCAUCUUGGGUCGUCCCUUUCUAGCCACGGCCAAUGCACAGAUUUCUGUGAGGAGUGGAGUGAUGGAGGUAUCAUUCGGCAAUAUGAAACUGAGUCUGAAUAUGUAUUCGGCCACUCGACAGCCUCAUGAGGAGGAAGACUGCUUUGCAGUUGAUGUCGUUCAUGAGUUAGUAGAAGAGGCGUUGCCGUACAUUUUGGUUGAGGAUCCUCUUGAGGCAUGUCUUGCCCAUUUUGGCUAUGAGGAGUUCGAUAUUGACCAAUCCAUUGCUGAGGUCAAUUCUUUAUUAGACCUCGCACCUUGUAUGGCCAAACCUACUUGGCGAACUCCUUUCGAGCCUUUACCUGCUUUGUCUAGCAUUCCAGCUCUUCCCUCCAUAGAAGCCCCACCAAAGCUUGAGUUGAAGCCUCUCCCAGCUUCUCUGAAGUAUGUUUUUCUUGGCCACGAUGACACCUUGCCUGUGAUCAUUGCCUCUGACCUUUCUUCCGAGCAAGACGGUCAAUUACUUAAAGUGCUUAAAAAGCACAAGGGUGCGAUAGGGUGGUCAGUGGCCGACCUCAAGGGUAUUGAUCCCUCCGUUUGCAUGCAUCGCAUUCAUUGCGAGGAAAAUGCAAAACCAUCAAGAGAGAUGCAAAGGAGGUUGAACCCUAACAUGAAGGAGGUCGUUAUGAAGGAGGUGGUCAAAUUGUUGGAUGCGGGUAUCAUAUACCCCAUCUCUGAUAGCAAGUGGGUGAGUCCUACUCAAGUAGUGCCCAAGAAGUCAGGCAUUACUGUCGUUGAGAAUGAUAAGGGUGAGCUUGUGCCCACACGCAUGACGACUGGUUGGCGUGUGUGUAUUGAUUAUAGAAAGCUCAAUUCCAUGACUAGGAAGGAUCAUUUUCCACUUCCAUUUAUUGAUCAAAUCCUAGAGAGGUUAGCGGGCCAGAGCUAUUAUUGUUUUCUGGAUGGAUAUUCCGGAUAUAACCAAGUGGUCGAUGACCCAGCGGAUCAAGAGAAGACUACCUUCACCUGUCCUUAUGGUACUUAUGCUUAUCGACGCAUGCCUUUUGGCUUGUGCAAUGCACCUGCGACCUUUCAAAGGUGUAUGAUGGCUAUCUUCUAUGACAUGGUGGAGGAAUUUCUAGAAGUAUUCAUGGAUGACUUCUCGGUCUUUGGGGCCUCCUUUGAUUCAUGUCUCCAAAAUCUUGCAAAGGUGCUUAAACGGUGCGAGGAGACUAAUCCGGUCCUAAGUUGGGAAAAGAGCCAUUUUAUGGUUCAGGAGGGGAUUGUUUUAGGGUUCUAUAGGCGUUUUAUCAAGGAUUUUUCUAAAAUUGCUAAGCCUUUGUGUGAUCUUUUGGCUAAGGACGCCCCCUUCAUUUUUGAUGAGGCUUGUAUGAGAGCUUUUGUGAAGCUCCGUGAGACGUUGUCCACAGCACCUAUCAUGCAGUCCCCCAACUGGUCUCUACCCUUUGAAAUAAUGUGUGAUGCAUCCGACUACGCAGUCGGUACUGUUUUGGGCCAGCGGGUUGACAAGGUCCCUCAUGCCAUUUAUUAUGCGAGUAAGACCCUCUCCGGUGCGCAGUUGAACUAUACCACUACGGAGAAGGAAUUACUCGCUGUGGUCUUUUCCCUUGACAAGUUCCGAUCCUACCUUUUAGGGUCGAAGGUUGUAGUAUACACUGAUCAUACCGCUUUGCGGCAUUUACUUUCUAAGAAGGAGACCAAACCUAGGUUGAUUAGGUGGAUUCUGCUCCUUCAAGAGUUUGAUGUGGAGAUUCGAGACAAGAAAGGAUCUGAAAAUUCUGUAACAGACCAUUUAUCAAGGAUCCUAGUGGAUGCCUCUGGUGACACCUUGCCCUUCAAGGACUCAUUCCCCGAUGAGCAGCUCUUCGAGGUGUCACAAGUGCGACCCCCAUGGUAUGCACACAUAGUUAACUACCUAGCCACAGGCAUGCUUCCCCCUCAUUGGUCCAAGCAUGACAAAGACCGUUUCUUUGCGCAGAUGUUUGAUGUUUGGGGGAUAGACUUCAUGGGUCCGUUUCCAUGUUCGCAUGGGAACGCGUAUAUUCUUGUGGCCGUGGACUACGUGUCCAAGUGGGUGGAAGCGGUAGCCACCAAGACCAAUGACCACAAAGUUGUGGUCAAGUUUCUUCAAAGUAAUAUUUUUACUCGUUUUGGCUAUCCGCGGGCGAUUAUUAGUGAUGAGGGCACCCAUUUUCUCAAUAAACACUUCGUCGUCCUGGUGCGAAAGUAUUCUAUCACUCAUAAGGUGGCAACACCUUAUCACCCUCAGACUAGUGGGCAGGUUGAAGUGUCAAAUAGGGAGAUUAAACGCAUACUUGAAAAGACGGUUAGACCCGAUCGAAAAGAUUGGUCUUUAAGGCUCGAUGAUGCUUUAUGGGCCUACCGUACAGCUUAUAAGACCCCUAUUGGCAUGUCUCCUUACCGGUUAGUUUUUGGUAAGGCAUGUCAUUUGCCCGUUGAGUUAGAGCAUAGAGCUAUGUGGGCCAUUAAGAAGUAUAACUUCAAUAUGGCCGCUGCCGGGUUAAAUCGUAAGCUCCAGCUUGCUGAACUGGAAGAGUUGCGCAAUGAAGCAUAUGAGAGUGCACGAAUUUAUAAGGAUAGGACUAAGGCAUUUCAUGAUAAACACAUUGUUAGAAAGUCCUUUGAAGUUGGUCAAAAAGUGUGGCUCUUUAAUUCUAGACUUAAACUUUUCCCGGGUAAGUUGAGGUCACGGUGGGAUGGUCCAUAUGUUGUCAUUCGUGUUUUUCCCCAUGGAGCUGUAGAGAUUAAGGAUCCACGUGUUGGUAAUGUUUUCAAGAUCAAUGGCCAAUUGCUUAAACCUUACGUGGAAGGAAUUGGUGAUGGCGUGGUGGAUGGUGCCACAGUGGAGUCCAUUACUUUGAUGGACCCAAUUUAUAUAGAUUAGUGCUUUCAUUGGAAGUCUAGGAGACUUAAAAUCCGUGGAGUUUGUGAUAUCUCCAGUGUUUGCCGUGCUCGAACGGUUUUCAACGGUCUGGUAUAGCCACCUUGUCAAAGCUAUGUAUGUAGUACUUAGGAGGUUGGGUCUGGCGGCAGGCGCGUAGUUAGCAGCGAGAAAUCUGUCUGAACCAUCCGACUUUAGUGUCCAGCUUGGCGGAGAUUGCUUCAUAAGCCGAGUGGUGGGUAAGGAAUCUGGCAACCCCAGAGGGAGUGACAGCCUAUUAGAUGAUGGCACCACUUCUCACGAUAUCGUUGAAUCCUACGCAUAUUGCUCUUCCAACAAGUAAGGAACCACAGUCUUUGACAAGGGAGAAAAGUAGUACCCGUGUCUUUCGCGUGAAGAAAGUGGAUGGAUUUUUAUUUUAUUUUAUUUGAACUCCUUGCCUUUAUUUAUGUUCUUUAGUUGUUUUUCUUGUAUAUAUUUUGUUGUUUUGGAGGCUAACAUUUUGCAGGUUGUUCAAUCCAAGUUAGGGGGUCUCCCUCUUGCUAUGAUAGUUUGCUAUGUUCCUCCUUUUCGAGGUGAUACCUUUCCUCUCUUUUACUUUUCUGUCCUAUCGUUUUAUUUUUAUACU
This is a messenger RNA of Rhododendron vialii, 5401 nucleotides long. RefSeq lists its product as uncharacterized. The record is from RefSeq and is a predicted model, not a curated record. Gene Ontology annotation, molecular function: nucleic acid binding. Gene Ontology annotation, biological process: DNA integration. NCBI's taxonomy places the organism in Eukaryota, Viridiplantae, Streptophyta, Magnoliopsida, Ericales, Ericaceae. Bases 1 to 4776 code for a protein of 1591 amino acids. The transcript has 4 exons.